This is a messenger RNA of Acytostelium subglobosum LB1, 714 nucleotides long. RefSeq lists its product as hypothetical. The transcript has a single exon. Gene Ontology annotation, molecular function: protein binding. The record is from RefSeq and is a predicted model, not a curated record. Lineage: Eukaryota; Evosea; Eumycetozoa; Acytosteliales; Acytosteliaceae. The coding region runs from base 1 to 714 and encodes 237 amino acids.
AUGGAUCGUACGGCAGAACGUGGAUUCCUUGAUACCGUCGAGUACCUCCAUCUAUUCCGUACUGAAGGUUGUUCAACUGAUGCCAUGGAUCAAGCGGCCGCCAAUGGCCAUCUCGACAUUGUCAAGUUUCUACACAAGAAUAGGACUGAGGGCUGUAGGAUCGCAAUGGAGAAUGCUUGUGGCAAUGGACAUAUUGAUAUAGUGCGUUUCCUUCAUGAGAAUCGAACUGAACCUUGCACGACUAGAGCAAUGGACAAUGCGGCAGGAUAUGGCUACAUCAGGAUCGUUCGAUACCUUCAUGAAAAUCGAACAGAAGGCUGCACACAUGCAGCAAUGGACAAUGCAUCUGGUGAUGGUAACUUGGAGUUGGUGAUGUUUCUUCAUCAACAUCGCACAGAGGGAUGCACACAGACGGCCAUGAAUCAGGCAGCCGCCAAUGGACAUCUAAAGGUGGUCCAGUUCCUAGAUGAGAACCGAACAGAAGGUGCCUCGGCCAGAGCUAUCCAUGACGCCGCUGCCAAUGGACAUCUGGCCGUUGUCCAGUAUCUCAUUGCCAACAGAACAGAGGGCAUCGUUUGUUUCGAUGCACUCUCGCCAUCAUUGAUGGAGGACUCGAGGGAGGAUAUGUUGAACUAUCUCAAGUCACAAUUUAGGCAAGGCAAAAUGAGGUGUCAAUGUCGACUGGUUGAUCCUCAACACUGCAACAACGUUUGA